This is a messenger RNA of Rhizopus microsporus ATCC 52813, 1440 nucleotides long. RefSeq lists its product as uncharacterized. Bases 1 to 1440 code for a protein of 479 amino acids. NCBI's taxonomy places the organism in Eukaryota, Fungi, Mucoromycota, Mucoromycetes, Mucorales, Rhizopodaceae. The transcript is spliced from 2 exons. The record is from RefSeq and is a predicted model, not a curated record.
AUGGAAAACCACAGCAAUUGGAAACGAACAAGUGAUUUUACGCUAUAUUGGUUGGAAAGGAAGCAACUUAGAGCCCGGUUAGGUACACAAGAGCCCUGCUCGAACUACGUAGAAAAUGUAUUAGGGGAACAAACAGCAACCCUGACCACAAGCUUCCAGUCAACAACUCUGCCGCAUACAAAUGAUACACGAUCUGUUACCUCUGACAAUGUAGAAUUCACGCCUUUCAAUGUUAUCUACAGACAUGAUCAUGUAGAAGUCAGUAGCUCUUCGCCUUUACUUACAACCACUCUUCGACUAUCGACCUUGGAGAGGGAAGACGAUGGUCCUGUUUCACCUUCAUCAGCAGUCUCUGCUUCCUCAUCAAGGAAUAUCAACGCUAGACCAGUCGUGCCCUGGAUGUUCAAUGGCUCAAAUAUGGCCGAAUUGUUCCAAACAUUCCAACACAAAGUAGCGGCAUUGUCAAGAGCAAACUUACUCCAAAUUGAAACAUCCAUUCACGAAAUCCUCGCUUUAUUACAUAUCUUCCUGAUAUGCCCUAGUCAGCACAGUAAACAAAUUAUCGACGUUUUCUUCAAGGAAAAAUUAUAUGAUGUUCAUCAGAGCUUUGUACAAAAAUCGAUGGACAAAAAUAUAGACAUUACGGAUGGAAUCUGCGCGAAUAUUGCCCGUAUUAUCGAUUCAGUUGAGCAGAAGGUUCGAUCUAAAGAUGAGGCAACUGCUCUAUUAUCACGACUCUGUAUCAACUUAGAUGAACACGCUUCCUCAGUGAUUCAUGGAAUCAUCAAAGCCAUGGCUGAGCUGCCUCUGCAAGCUAUCAGCAACAAAACAUCAAUUGUGUCGUGUUUACAUGGAUCAGCCAAUAGACGACGUCAGACAUUUACAGUCGUCAUCCCUCUCCUUUUACGAUGGACAAAUAUUGAAACCGAUAGUAGCGCAAAAAAAAAAAGACCAGACGCAACGAUUACAAAGCUGAAUCAGUUGGCGUUUGGGUACAGUCUGGGAUUUGAAGAAGCAAAGAUUGCUCAAAGCACGCCUGACAAGUAUAAUUUCUGCUAUGAUCUGCUUCGCUUAGCAUUGUUUUGCAAAGAAACUAUCGACAAAAAUCAGUUGAAUGCUUCGUUGGCCUUUCAAAUACACGGCUUUUCAGUGGUCUUUUUCUUAAUGCGGUUGGAUCAUGAUGGAAUAUACUAUUUGUAUGAAGUUGGCAAGUUAUCAUUCUCUCGUUCUCUGGAAGAAUUGCCUGGCUUUGUCUCUUUGAAAAACUUGAACACACUGAUGCGGAUUUCUGAAAUGUUUUGGCGCAUGUGCAAGCCUGUUUCCGCUCAGGGCGUCGAUACCCUGAGCGACAAAUAUCGGCCAAUCCAUCCCUCGCUUUAUACUCUCAUCGAUGGCACUAAGAAUCGACACCGAGUAUGUGCUAUGUAUUUUGGCGACUAG